CGGCCCUCUACGCGUCACAGACGACGUCAUCGUCCAACUAGUGACUACUGUUAUCAAGAUGGCGCUUCGGCCAGGAUCUGGAGGAGGCGGCAGUUUUAUAUAUCCCGUAGGAGGGGGCUUGGGACCACCACAAGGCAUAGUACCCAUGCAGCAACAGCAGCAACAACAGCAACAGCAGCAGCAACAGCAGGGUUUCCCUAUGGUUCCGGUCAUGCAGCCCAACAUGCAGGGCAUGAUGGGAAUGAACUUUGGGGGACAAAUGCCCCCUGGAGCCAUGCCUAUGCAGGCUGGGAUGGCAAUUGGAAUGCAGGCUCCUGGGAUGCAGUUUUUGGGUCAACCACAGUUUAUGGGUAUGAGACCUGCUGGACCACAGUACACGGCCGACCUGCAGAAACAAAUGGCUGAGGAGCACCAAAAGCGUCUAGAACAGCAGCAGAAGAUGCUGGAGGAGGACAGGAAAAGAAGACAGUUUGAGGAGCAGAAACAGAAGCUCCGGCUGCUCAGCAGUGUCAAACCCAAGACAGGGGAAAAGAGCCGUGAUGAUGCCUUGGAGGCGAUCAAAGGCAACCUGGAUGGCUUCAGCAGAGACGCCAAGAUGCACCCCACUCCAUCAUCACAGACCAAGAAACCAGAGUCAUCACCAUCACACCUGUCUGUCACCACUCACUCCCUCCCCCCAGCAUUAUCUGAGGACAAUGACGAGUUUAGUGAUUUUCAGGGGCCCAUAGAUGCCCCGUCCUCUUUCCCUCCGUCCUCCUCCUUCAGCCUCUCUUCUCAGGCUCACGUCCAGCCUUCACCCCCUGCCCCCAGGACAGGUUUUCCUGAGCAGGAUGAUGAUUUUAGUGACUUUGUACAGGGCCCUGUAAAGGAGUUCCCUUCCUCCAGCUUCCAGUUUUCCUCUCAAGCCCAAGUCCAACCUUCAUUUCCUUCUACACAAUACUUACUCCCUCAGUCCCACCCUGCAUCUGUGUCCAUUCCCCCUACCAACCAACACUCUGCUGUCAACACCAGCUCCCAAUCUACAUUCCAAGGCCCCUCCCUGGAAGAGAAGCUGUUCUCCUCAUGCGACCUCAGUGCUGAUAGCACAGCCCAAGUUCUCUUUAAAACUAAACAAAGCUUAGCUGAAAUAGGGCCCAGAGCUAAAGUUUCAACACAGUUUCAAACCAGCACUAGAUCACGGAACUGGGCUGUGGCCCCCAAGGACUUGAGUUCUGUCUUCACUACAGAAAAUGUACCUGAAGGUCCUGUGGCAAUGCCCAGCAUCUUUCCGUCAGCCACUGAGUCACCCCCUCAGACCAGUGGCAAAAGUGCAGGUGUUGGCGUGUACCCACAACAAGAGCACAUUCAGCCCAUGCUGCCAGCCUGGGUUUAUAAUGACACCCUUGUCCCAGAAAUGUUCAAAAAGGUUCUUGAAUUCACCAUGACUCCUGCAGGGAUAGACACAGCCAAGCUCUAUCCCAUAUUGAUGUCGUCAGGACUUCCCAGAGAAGCACUGGGGCAAAUUUGGGCAUCUGCCAACCGCACAACACCUGGCAUGCUGACCAAGGAGGAGCUCUAUACUGUACUUGCACUAAUUGGCGUGGCACAGAGUGGCCUCCCAGCACUAAACGUGGAAAUCCUCAGUCAGUUCCCCUCUCCACCUGUGCCCAGCCUGCCUGCUCUGGCUAUGGCCCUGGCCCCAGUCAUGCCCCAGCACCAGCAGCCCAUAAUGACCCAACCUCCAGUCUCCAUGGCCAUGCCCACACCAGUGCCACCAGUCAUGGCUAUGGCACCGGCAGCAUUGGCUCAACCACCACCAAACACUAAUUUCAUUGCCAGCUUCCCUCCUGCACAGGCAACCAAGGUUGAUGAUGACGACUUUCAGGACUUUCAGGAGGCUCCAAAGGUAGGAGCAGGAGAUCAACCCUUCACUGAGUUCCAGGGGGAGUCUGGUGGAAGUUUCCUAAACAAAGUCACACAGCAGCACCAAAACAGCAUGCCUGCGAUGCUGACUCCACUGUCUGGUUCCUCAUCUGCAUCCGCCAUAUCCUCUGAUAAGUACGCUGCCUUCAAGCAGCUGUCUGUGGAUCAGCCUGCAGAGCCUGUACCCCCAGCGUCAGAUAUUGAAGACAAGUACAGUGUUUUCAGACAGCUUCAGAAACCAUCUGACAAGAAACCAGUCGGGGAAGGAUUUGCAGACUUUAGGUCUGUCAACGCUGAUGACGGCUUCACAGACUUUAAAACUGCCGACAGUGUCUCUCCUUUAGAUCCUUCUGAGCAGACCAAGACCUUCCAACCUGCCUUUCCUACUGCUUUUCCAAACUCUCAGUCUCUACCACAGCAGCAGCCAGUCUCACUUCCCCAGCCCAAAAAUCCACUAAACAUGGCCGACCUGGACCUUUUCUCUUCUAUAGCUUCUUCUGUUCCUGUGACCAGUGAGAAAAAACCCAGCACAUUUACCUCAGUGUCUGUGCCACCCUCUCUGGUGCUCCUGUCCGGUGGAGCCAAACCUUCGGGGGGAGGGGCAGAUGACUUUGGUGACUUUGCAUUGUUUGGCUCUUCCUCUGAGUCUGCUCAGGCCUCAACAUCAGGCGGAACUGCAGCAGCGCCUCAGGACGACUUUGCAGACUUCAUGGCAUUUGGUUGUUCUAGUGGAGAACCUAAAACUGAGAGCAGUGUGCUGGUAGAAGGGGAGACCUCCACACAGCAGCGUCCUCAGCAGAGCGCAGACAAAUACAACGCCUUCAAACAGCUGUCUUUGGAAGGGGGCCUCACCUACGAUGACACCAAGGAGAGCGGCGGUGGCUCUUUCUCCUCCCUAAAGAGCGACACAGACGAUUUUGCCGACUUCCAGUCCUCAAAGUUCUGCACAGCACUUGGGGCUUCGGAAAAGGCUCUGGUGGAUAAGGUGGCCGCUUUCAAACAAGCCAAGGAGGACUCCGGCUCAGUCAAGUCUUUGGACCUCCCUUCCAUAGGUGGAAGCAGCGUGGGAAAGGACGACUCGGAGGACGCGCUGUCAGUGCAGCUGGACAUGAAGCUGUCGGACAUGGGUGGAGACCUGAAGCAUGUGAUGUCGGACAGCUCUCUGGAUUUGCCGGGUCUCUCGGCCCACCAGCCUCCUGCUACAGAAGGAGACGAUAUGAAAUUUGACCCCUUUGGGACGUCGGCCCUCAGCACCUUGGCCAGCUAUGACUGGUCAGACCAUGAGGAAUGUCAGCCCGGAGAGGUCAGAAAGCUGCAGGUCUCGGAAGGAGUGUCUCUUCCAUCAUUAUCUCCUCCCCAGAGGAAGGAGCUGCCCUUUGAAAGCACUGAAAACAUUACAAGCGGCUCUGCGGCCGCUUCCAAGCUCCCCACCUCCUUCCCCACAGACAGCAGCUCAUCCACAGAUGACAAGUUUGAAGCCUUUGCUGAUUUUGGUGACAGAGGUGGCGUCGAGGAUGAAGAUGACUUCGGGGACUUUGCCAUUACUGUUUCAGAUAACUCAGACUCUGCCUCUGCCACGGCCGAGGCGGGCUCUAACGGAAGCCACAGUGAGACCUGUGAUGAGUUUGGAGCUUUCCAGUUGGACAAGCCCAAGUUUGGCAAGUCGGACUUCCUCAAAGCCAGUACUCAGGCCAACGUCAAGUCCAGUGAGGAGAUGAUCAAGAAUGAACUAGCCACGUUUGAUUUGUCUGUUCAAGGGUCCCACAAACGUAGCCACAGUUUAGGUGAGAAGGAGAUUGGGCGUUCGCCUCCAUCUCCUGCUCCAGAGCAACCCUUCAGAGACCGAUCGAAUACCCUGAGCGAGAAGCCCACCCUGCCCGUCAUCAGGGACAAGUACAAGGACCUGACUGGAGAGGUGGAGGAGAGCGAGCGCUAUGCGUAUGAGUGGCAGAGGUGUCUGGAAAGUGCUCUGGAGGUGAUCACAAAAGCUAACAACACGCUGAACGGCAUCAGCAGCUCCUCUGUCUGCACCGAGGUCAUCCAGUCUGCUCAGGGCAUGGAGUACCUGCUGGGCGUGGUGGAGGUGUAUCGCGUCACCAGGCGAGUGGAGCUGGGCAUCAAGGCGACGGCGGUGUGCUCGGAGAAGCUGCAGCAGCUGCUAAAGGACCUGAGCCGCGUGUGGAACAACCUCACGAGCUUCAUGUCGCUGGCCAAGCUCGCUCCUGACGACAGCUCUCUGGAUUUCUCCUCUUGCAUUCUGAGGCAUGGCAUUAAGAAUGCCAAAGAGUUGGCCUGUGGGCUAUGUCUGCUCAACGUUGAUGCUCGCAGCAAGACCAAAGAAGAAAGCACUUUUGGACGUCUGUUCAAACGAGCAUUGACUAAAGACAAUGACACGAGGUUAAGGGCGUUCAACUCGGAGACAGACAACUUCAAGCUGCUGUACGGAGGUCACCAGUAUCACGCCAGCUGUGCCAAUUUCUGGAUUAACUGUGUGGAGCCCAAACCCCCCGGCCUCAUCCUGCCUGACCUGCUGUGAGCUUUUAGCUGCAGCUGCCAUGGUAACAAGGCACGAGCUAAUCAAAUCAUCAGAUAGGUGUCACCGCCGGUUGCAGCACAGGUUCUGAGCUUCGACUGAAAGUGAAAUGAGUCGUCACUGGAUCCUUCUAUGUUUAUUUGUAUGCAUUUUUUUUUUAUUUAUUCGACAACCUCUCUUUGUUACCUUGAACCCGUCUUCAUCUACUAGUAUGCUGUAUUUAUUGUUAGCCUCGAGUUGUUUCAGUCAAACUGGGUCAUGUAUGGUUCACAUUUAAAUCAACUCCUAAUUAUGAUUUUAAAUUAUUUUCACAACGCGUGUUUAAAUGACAGAGUGUGCAGCGUCAUUAAACCUGGCAGAGGAAGUCUAAACAUCUGGAGUUUUUAGUGUCAGUUGUUGCUUUACAUCUGUUUGAGAUUGAUUGUGUCCAUGACUCCCUUUGUCACCACCUAUUGAAUCAUAAUUCUCUUACUGUACUCAGAUACUUUUCGAGCGGCCCUGUUUAGUGAAAUCAGUGGUUGUUAUGGUUUUAAAAUCAAUUUUUAACUCUGGUCAUCUGGUAGGUGUCUACCUUUUUAUGAGUUGCGUUGAAUGAACUACUUUGAAUGUCCUUUGCUUUGUUGGAAGGAAACUUUAACACGUCUUAAGGUCUUUAAAAUGUAUCUUAUUUUAUGGGAGUCAAGCUGUGAUUUGGGGACUUGAAGGGAAUCCCUAUCAGCUGCUUUUCUGUGUUCGUGCAGCCAGAGCUGAUGGGAAGGAAUAAGUUAGACUCUGAAUUAAAAUUGCAGCAGCACUUUUUGUAAAUGAGUUCAUGUUCUAGCGUAAAUAUGAGUAACUGUAAUGUGACUAUGAUGUAAAUAAAUCAGUGUGCAUAUGUU
Messenger RNA from Betta splendens (Siamese fighting fish), 5313 nucleotides. RefSeq names its product synergin, gamma (gene synrg). Bases 59 to 4438 code for a protein of 1459 amino acids. The transcript has 24 exons. The record is from RefSeq and is a predicted model, not a curated record. Gene Ontology annotation, cellular component: clathrin coat of trans-Golgi network vesicle. NCBI's taxonomy places the organism in Eukaryota, Metazoa, Chordata, Actinopteri, Anabantiformes, Osphronemidae. Gene Ontology annotation, molecular function: protein binding.